Heterocephalus glaber (naked mole-rat) is the source of this 2241-nucleotide messenger RNA. It is a transcript of the gene Acsm1, whose product is annotated as acyl-CoA synthetase medium chain family member 1. NCBI's taxonomy places the organism in Eukaryota, Metazoa, Chordata, Mammalia, Rodentia, Bathyergidae. The record is from RefSeq and is a predicted model, not a curated record. Gene Ontology annotation, molecular function: fatty acid ligase activity; fatty-acyl-CoA synthase activity. Gene Ontology annotation, cellular component: mitochondrial matrix. Gene Ontology annotation, biological process: acyl-CoA metabolic process; fatty acid biosynthetic process.
UGCUUUCUACCCUAUUUUACUAAGCAUCUCCUCCCCUUUCUGAAUCAUCCAAUUCCAGACAAGUUCUGUGCUCAAGGUUCAGCCAGGAGCCACAUUCUUCUUGGUGCACAUGUACACUUGGGAAGGGGCUUGGGCACAGAGAACAGAACCUACAACACCUUCCGGGACACAGGUCCCUGCAUCCUGAACAGCAUCAGACAGGUGCGGACCUGAGAGUUUGAAGUCCAGUUGCUGAGAACUCUUCCCACUAUGCAGUGGCUUAUGAGGUCCCGGGUCCUCUGGGGCAUCCACAAAUCUCUCCAUGCCUUCCAUCCUGCCCCUCCACCCUUGCGUUGCCAGUCUUUAUCAGGAGUUGGGGCUCCAAGAUGGAAUGACCAGGAUAUACCAAAGGAAUUUAACUUUGCAAGUUACGUAGUGGACUACUGGGUUCAAAUGGAGAAGGAGGGCAAGAGAGGUCCAGAACCGGCCCUGUGGUGGAUAAAUAACCAAGGAGACGAGGUGAAGUGGAGCUUCAGUGAGAUAAAAGACCUAAGCUGCCGCGUGGCCAACAUCCUCACCCAGACUUGCAGCCUGCAGCAGGGGGACCAUCUGGCCUUGAUUCUGCCUCGAGUGCCUGAGUGGUGGCUGGUGGCCUUGGGCUGCAUUCGAACAGGGAUCAUCUUCAUCCCAGGGACGACCCAGUUGAAGGCCAAGGACAUUCUCUACAGACUACAAGUAUCUAAGGCUAAGGCCGUCGUGACCACAGAUACUGUUGUCUCGGAGAUAGACUCUGUGGUUUCGGAGUGCCCUGCUCUGAAAACCAAGCUCCUGGUCUCUGACCACAGCCUUCAUGGGUGGCUGGACCUCCGGUCACUGAUUAGAUCAGCAUCCCCAGAGCACACCUGUAUUAAGUCGAAGACGAAGGAUCCCAUGAUCAUCUUCUUCACUAGUGGGACCACAGGUCUCCCCAAGAUGGCAAAACACAGCCACGGACUUGCUUUGCGUUCCUACCUCCCUACAUGCAGGAAAUUAAUGCGGCUGAAGAAGUCAGAUGUGUUCUGGUGCGUGUCAGACCCAGGCUGGAUUCUGGCCGCCGUGGGUGGCCUGUUUGAGCCAUGGACAGCAGGCUGUACACUCUUCAUCCACCACCUGCCCCAGUUUGACCCCAAGGUCAUUAUAAAGGCACUACUGGAAUACCCUAUCACUCACUGCAUAGCUGCACCAUCUGUAUUUCGAAUGAUUCUACAGGAGAAAAUUCCCAGGUUCCCCACCCUGAAGCACUGCUUUACUGGUGGGGAGUCUCUGCUGGUGGAGGAGUUUGAGAAGUGGAAGAAACAGACGGGCAUCUUGCUUCACGAGAUCUAUGGGCAGUCAGAAACGGGAGUUACUUGCAGUGUCCUUCAGGAAAUGAAGAUCAAGCCAGGCUCCAUGGGGAAGGCCAUCUCGCCCUUCGACGUCCAGUUUUUAAAGGAGGCUUCAGCCAAGAACUACAUUACCAUCAUUGACGACAAGGGCAAUGUCCUACCACCCAACACAGAAGGAAACAUUGGAAUCAGGAUCAAACCCACCAGGCCUGUAGGCCUCUUCAUGUACUAUAAGGAUAACCCACAGAAGACAGCGGAGGUGGAAUGCGGGGAGUUCUACAACACCGGGGAUAGAGCGACGAUGGAUGCGGAGGGCUACAUCUGGUUCCUGGGGAGGAGCGACGAUGUCAUCAUGUCCUCUGGGUACCGCAUCGGGCCUUCGGAGGUGGAGAACGCCCUGGCAGAGCACCCGGCAGUGGCCGAGUCGGCCGUGGUGAGCAGCCCGGACCCCACGCGAGGGGAGGUGGUGAAAGCGUUUGUUGUUCUGAACCCACCGUUCCGGUCCCAUGACCAAAACCAGCUCACCAAGGAGCUACAGCAGCACGUGAGGGCAGUGACAGCACCAUACAAGUACCCCCGGAAGGUGGAAUUUGUCCCUGAGCUGCCCAAAACCAUCACUGGCAAGAUCAAACGAGCCGAACUUCGGAAGAAGGAGUUCGGUCAGAUGUAGUCAGCAAUCAACCCAGGACCUCCCAGGCAGCACGUUCCUGGCAGCCUCGGUUUCCCGGAUUCAAAGGGGUGUGAAGAGGCUGACUUGGAAGGGGCCUCGGAAGAGCCGUGGUCCUGACACGUUUCCCCUUUGAAGUUUGGCCCCGCCCUUCUCUGAACCCCUGUCUUUUGGAUGGCCCUGGUGACCUCUUGGAUUGGGGAUUCAGGUAAUAAAACCCUAAAAACCUCA